Molecule: messenger RNA, 1920 nt
Organism: Cinara cedri
Lineage: Eukaryota; Metazoa; Arthropoda; Insecta; Hemiptera; Aphididae
Source: the annotation of a GenBank genome assembly
AUGAAUAAUAUUAUUGGUGAAGUAUUAAAGCUCUUAGAUUCUUCUCUAUCAACAGACUUUGACUAUAGCAAUGUUAAUCAAUCACUAGAUUUCUUAUUUCGCAAAUCAUUUAAUGGUAAGAAAAUGUCUAUAUUAUAUUACUAUGUAGCUAUUAUAUUGUACAAUAUUAUUAUAGGUAGUAGACAUUUUUUUUCAUUUAGACUUCUACAUUAUUUUCAAUGUUUACUGUAUUUCAUUAAGAUUGUCAAUCAGAUAAUAUUCUGGUGUCAUUAUCAUCUGUUGAAGCUGUACUGGAAAAAGUAUGGGAAUCACUUCAUACAGGUGUCUGGGAUAAUGCUUCAGAUGAUAUUCGUAAACUUUAUUCCCAUGCUAGUUUACUCAAGGUAAGCGGUAUGUUAUUAUAUUUCUAUAAUAUUUUAUUAGUUUAUUAUUAUUUUCUAGACUAAAUUGUUGUUGAAAACUUCCAAUAAUGAAAUAGCUCUGAAAAAAACUAUAAAAGCUAUUGAUAUGGGAUUGUUAAUGGGGAAUUCAUUCAAAAAUGAAUUAACUCAAGCUGCAACACUAUUGUGUAAAGCUCUACAGUUAUAUAAUUCUGGUACAAUUACUUAAGAUUAUUCAUAUAAUUAUAUUAGUUGUUAAUACAAAAACAUAUUUUCUAUUUAGUGUCUCCGGCAGCAUUAGUAUGUAAUGACAAUAAAUCAAACGACAAUAAUUGUACACUUGACAGAACUGGUGAUCAUAUUCUAACAAUACAUCAACCAUCAUUAGAAACAUUUUUAAGAGAUUUUCUACAACCUAAAAUACCUGUUAAAAUUACUGGUAAAAUAUAACACAACAUUAUAAUAUAUUUGUUUUUAACAGUGACAAUAAUAUUAUAUUAGAUGCUUCUUAAUAAUUAAUAGUUAAUUGUUCAAAGAUAAUGUAGAUAAUAUAUCAUAAUUUGAUUUUUCACAAUUUUAAAUAAAUCUUGACUUGUAAAAAAUUCUUUGAUUAAUUUAUAAUAUAGGUAAUAUGGAACAUUGGCCAGCAUUAAGCAAAUGGGAAGACUUAAAUUAUCUUAUAAAAUUAGCUGGACCAAGAUUAGUACCAGUUGAAAUAGGAUCAUCUUACACAGAUUCUGAAUGGAGUCAAAAAUUGAUAACUCUUGAAGAAUUUAUUAAUACUCGUAUUCUUGAGAAUAAUGAAAAACCAACAUAUCUUGCACAACAUCAACUUUUUAAUCAAGUAGAUAUAAGUGAGUAAUGAACUAAUUUCCAAUAAUUUUAUUUAUAUGUUAUUGUUAUUUUAGAUUCCAGAGUUGAAAGAUGAUAUCAGAGUCCCAGAUUAUUGUUACUUAACAGAAAAUGAUGGGGAAGAACCUGAUAUUAAUGCAUGGUUGGGUCCCAAAGGAACAGUUUCUCCAACUCAUUAUGAUCCAAAAAAUAACUUUUUAGCUCAAGUACAUUUUUGCCUAUUUAUUUUAAUGAUUAAUACAAGUUUCUCUUAUAUAUUUAAAAUAUAAGUAUAUUGUAUACUAUAAAUAUUUUUCAAAUUUAGGUGGUUGGUUCAAAAGAUAUUAUUUUAUAUGAUCCCAAAUGGUCUAAGUGUUUGUAUCCAUAUGAAGAUAAAUUUCUUAUGAAUACAGCUCAAGUAAAUCCAAUAAAGCCAGAUUUAAGUAAAUUUUCAAAUUUUCCUCAAGCAAAGGCUACUCUUUGUACAUUAAACAAAGGUACAAAUUUAAAAAAUAAAUGUUUGACCAAUAUAUACAUAUUUAUUAUGAACCCUAAAGAACAACACCAAUUAUUUACAAUGUUUAAGUAAUUCAUUUUCAUUAAUCUAUUUUUAUAUUUUACAGGUGAAAUGUUAUUUAUACCACCUGGUUGGUGGCACAGAGUUGAAUCUCUGUCUGUGAGUUUUUCUGUGAGCUUUUGGUGGAAGUAA